GGAGCGGAGGAGCUGGGCAGCCUGGAGCUGGAGCAGAGCCGGCACGGGGACCUGCUGCUGCUGCCCGGCCUGCGCGACUCCUACGAGAACCUGACGGCCAAAGUGUUGGCAGCCUACGUCUGGUUGGACCUGCACCUGGAUUUCCAGUUCGCCCUGAAGGCUGACGACGAUACCUUCGUGCGCUUGGAUGUGCUGGUGGACGAGCUGAGGGCCAAGGAGCCGCGUCGCCUCUACUGGGGCUUCUUCUCUGGCCGCGGGAGGGUGAAAUCGGGUGGGAAGUGGAAGGAGAGCGCCUGGGUGCUGUGUGACUAUUACCUGCCCUACGCCCUGGGGGGGGGUUACGUGAUUUCGGCAGACCUGGUGCAUUAUUUGCGGCUCAGCAGGGACUACCUGAACAUGUGGCAGAGCGAGGAUGUGUCCCUGGGGGUCUGGCUGGCUCCCAUCGAUGUGAAGAGGGUGCACGACCCUCGCUUCGACACCGAGUACAAGUCACGGGGUUGCAACAAUAAGUACAUAGUAACUCAUAAGCAGAGCAUCGAGGACAUGCUGGAAAAGCACCAGACCCUGGCUAAAGAGGGAAAGCUCUGUAAGGAGGAGGUGAAGCUCAGGCUUUCCUACAUGUAUGACUGGGGAGUGCCUCCCUCACAGUGCUGCCAAAGGAAGGAUGGCAUCCCCUGAAAGGCUGAGGGAGGAAGAAGGUGGAAUGUUGGACUGUGAGCUUGGUUACUGGUACUUGGGGAGGGGAGAAUCCCAGUAACUGGGGCUUAAAAAAAUUACUCAAAAGAUUUUUGCACGAUUCACAAUCAAUGAAACCCUGAAAAUCCUAAGAGCUGCUGAUGUGCCAU
Molecule: messenger RNA, 845 nt
Organism: Chaetura pelagica (chimney swift)
Lineage: Eukaryota; Metazoa; Chordata; Aves; Apodiformes; Apodidae
Gene: B3GALT6
Product: UDP-Gal:betaGal beta 1,3-galactosyltransferase polypeptide 6
Exons: 1
Biological process (GO): glycosaminoglycan biosynthetic process
Cellular component (GO): membrane
Molecular function (GO): UDP-galactosyltransferase activity
Source: RefSeq, a predicted model, not a curated record